AUGGAUAGUGAUGUGAAUGCAUUAUCAUGUGGCGAUAGUGAUGCGGAUGCAUUAUGUGGCGAUAGUGAUGUGAAUGCAUUAUCAUGUGGCAAUAGUGAUGUGAAUGCAUUAUCAUGCGGCGAUAGUGAUGUUAAUGCAUUAUCAUGCGGCGAUAGUGAUUUGAAUACAUUAUCAUGUGGCGAUAGUGAUUUGAAUACAUUAUCAUGUGGCGAUAGUGAUGUGAAUGCAUCAUCAUGUGGCGAUAGUGAUGUGAAUGCAUUAUCAUGUGGCGAUAGCGAUUUGAAUACAUUAUCAUGUGGCGAUAGUGAUGUGAAUGCAUCAUCAUGUGGCGAUAGUGAUGUGAAUGCAUUAUCAUGUGGCGGUAGCAAUUUGAAUACAUUAUCAUGUGGCAAUAGUGAUGUGAAUGCAUCAUCAUGUGGCGAUAGUGAU
This is a messenger RNA of Saccoglossus kowalevskii, 429 nucleotides long. RefSeq names its product keratin-associated protein 5-4-like. The record is from RefSeq and is a predicted model, not a curated record. NCBI's taxonomy places the organism in Eukaryota, Metazoa, Hemichordata, Enteropneusta, Harrimaniidae.